AAUGAAUCCAGAAUUACCUUACAAUACAACUUGUAAACCAUUCUUUACAGAAUUAUUAAUUGAACAGAAAUUAUUACAAUUCAAUGGUACAAAUGAUAAUAUAACUUACCUUGAAAUUGGUGAAAGAAUUACAAAAGUUAUCAAUGGAUUGUUUAAAAUUGAACAAAUUUUUAAUAAUAAUAAAUUCCAAUCUAUUGCAAAUGAACUAAGGCUAUUAGAAGUGUCAGUAAAAAGUAAUCUCAAAUGGCCUUAUCCUGUAAAAAAUGCUGUCAAUUUGAAAAUGGAUUACAAACUUGUCAAUGAAUUUUAUAUUUUAUAUAACAAUUCUAAAGAUGAGUACAGUAUUGAACACAAUUGUUCUGAAAAAGCACUGGAAAAAGUUUUACAAUAUAGCUGGAGUGAUUGCUUUUUACAAUUAGGAAAUGCAAUUGGACAAUAUGGACUUAAACUUCCAAAAGUAGUUAUCAAAUCUUUUGAUGAAAUUCAAUACAAGUACAAUGUCCUUGACAUUUUUAUAAGUGAAUUUAAUGAAAUUAAUAAGAUAAAUAAUGAUUUUUUCCUAAAGAAUUUUGCAAAAGUUGAUGUCUUUUACAAAGAGAUGAAUUAUCAAAAGAUUACUCAACAAGAGAAAUUUGGUUUUCUAUCUUUGCUCUCUGAAGUUGGUGGAUUUAUGGGACUUGUUUUGGGAGCAUCUGUUAUAACAAUUAUCGAAUUUAUUGAAUUCAUUGCUUAUACGAUUAUACAAAAGAUUUCUGAAAAAAUCAAAAGAAAUAACAAAUUAGAAAAUAUUCAUUAUGAAAAUACAUGA
This is a messenger RNA of Dimorphilus gyrociliatus, 808 nucleotides long. NCBI's taxonomy places the organism in Eukaryota, Metazoa, Annelida, Polychaeta, Dinophilidae. The record is from the annotation of a GenBank genome assembly.